Temnothorax curvispinosus is the source of this 981-nucleotide messenger RNA. RefSeq lists its product as uncharacterized. Gene Ontology annotation, molecular function: catalytic activity. The record is from RefSeq and is a predicted model, not a curated record. The coding region runs from base 1 to 975 and encodes 324 amino acids. NCBI's taxonomy places the organism in Eukaryota, Metazoa, Arthropoda, Insecta, Hymenoptera, Formicidae. The transcript is spliced from 2 exons.
AUGUAUCAUAUAUUGAGGCUAGAAGAAAGGUUAAAGGCAAUAAACUGUCCGAUGAUCCAAGCCUUCAAGAACCUGUCAAUCAACAAUCGACUCAGCAUACCACUCCUAAUCUUAGCGGUGACAUCUGUCACGUUCCCGUCGCAAGGGCAUAACUCCUCACUGGUAAAAAUCAAAAUCCUGCAAUGGAAUUUUAGAGGAAUACAAAGUAAACUGCCAGACCUGCAACUAUUGGCAGAAAAAUAUAAUAUCUUCUGUAUACAAGAAACUCUCCUUUCGGAGGUGAGUAGAAUAAGCGUUAGAGGCUUCUAUGCUCUAAGGUAUGAUAUUGUGAACCCGGGACUAUGCGGCAUUUGCUUCCUUCUAAGAUCAAAUAUCAAAGCAACCUCUGUACAGCUACCCUUUAUACUACAUCAUUCUAUUAAGGCGGCUGCCAUUACUCUAUUGUUCCAAGACAGCGAGUUACUCGUGCUCAAUGUUUACAGACACUCCAACAACGACACCCCAGCACACGCACUUAAUGAUAUAUUUAACUUUGCAUCCGGUUACAAAUAUGCACUCAUAGUGGGAGAUCUAAAUGCGCAUCACCGCCUUUGUGGCUGUGCACGCAAUGACAACAUUGGCAACCGACUGGCAUCUCGCAUCGAGUCGCACAACUAUCUCAUACUCAACGACUUUACAAGUACGCGCUUUAAUCCAAAUACCAACAGCGGCUCCAUCAUCGACCUCGCCCUCGCGUCUUUGGACCUUGCUGGCGUCUGCUGUUUGCGCACUCUGGACGAUCCCAUGGCCAACGAUCAUUAUCCAAUCGAAACUAUUAUCAACGGAACAGCGGCCAAAGUCAAGCGUUUUGCAUAUAAACUAAAACUAAGCGACAUUCAACUCUGCGAACUCAGCAUCAAAUUGGAGAAAAGUCAGGAAUCUUCCAUCAUAAGGAAUCUUCCGAUAACGAACUGGAGGACUAUGAGAACGUGGUAGACUACA